Messenger RNA from Brassicogethes aeneus, 1630 nucleotides. The record is from the annotation of a GenBank genome assembly. Lineage: Eukaryota; Metazoa; Arthropoda; Insecta; Coleoptera; Nitidulidae.
GCAGUCUGCGGCCAGCUACGAAUAGCAGCGUUCUUCGCGUGUCUACAAUCACAAAACAAAGUAGUCGGAAACAAAAGUACCAAGACUUCUGAAAUAAUAACUAAAUAAACUACUCACAGGUGGUAUUUGUGACUCUCAUAGUUUACUUCAUGUUUUGUAUCUAAAGAAUGCUACAAUAAUUAUUUAGCGUAACAAAUUGGGUGACAUAAUUGCGACAUCAUGUCGAGAUUGGCAGAAAUGCAGGCUCGCUUUCAGCAGAAACAAAUGCAAGAAAAAGAAGAAAAACUUCUUCGUCUGUACGAGAACCAACAGCAACGGGCGUUCGAUCGUGUGGGGCGUGGUAGCGCCGGUAGCAAUACAAGCGUUGGAUCAACAGGGGGUGGCAAAGUGCGGCAAAUGUUUGACGAACGAAGGCAAAAAGCAGGCGUUGACAGAAGUUAUCCGUUAGAACCUUUAAAAAGUACCAGAACGAAUGGCGUACCAUCGACAAGAAACUCGACAUCAAGAACUGUUGUGAGGUCUACGGUUUCAAAAAGUGUUGGCAAUAUAAGGAACGGAAAACCCAGUGGAAAAACCGAGGUGGUCCAGAGAAUCUACAACAAUAACAAUGGGGAUGAAAGCUACGAAGAGCACAGGUUUGAAGACGACAACUACAGAAGCCCAAGCUUCGACUUGAUAGAAUUGAUGAACCGAAGUAACAUCCAUGACGAUUUGGACAACGAAAUUUUGCCCCAAAUCGGCUUUGAUGAUGUCGAUGAACCGGUAGCAAUUCCACCAAAACCUUUCAGAGGAAAAUUGUCGAACGUUGGAGGAAAAUUGCCGAGUCAAAGUGUUCAAACGCAACGAGUACUCGAAGCUAAACCAGCUGCCUUGAGAUCUAGCAACGGUGUUGCUAGGAAACAGGCCCCGCCGGCUUCCGUUAAAAAAACCGCAAGAACAACACCGGCAACAACAGCAACGAAAACUCCACCUACAAGAUCACCAAGCAAAACACAAGCGAGAAGCAGCAUGUCCCAACCAGUUCCCAACACCGCCAGGCCGUCGGCCAAGCAGCCCCCAAAACAGAACCCCUCAACUAGAGACGACCUGGCCGAGUGCAAAAUAUGCCACAGAAGGUUCGCCGAGGAUAGACUGGCUGUGCACGAAAACAUUUGUUUGAAAUCGGCGCAAAGUAAAAGGAAAAAGUACGAUGCCACUAAACAUAGGUUGCAAGGCACAGAUUUGGAGCAGUAUGGUAGGAAGAUUUUGAAGGGUAGCAAUAAGGCACCCGCAAAACAAUCGAGUGCGUCUAAAAAAGACUGGCGCAAGGCGCACGAAGAAUUCAUCGCGGCCAUCCGGUCGGCGAAACAAACGCAAGCGCAUCUGGCGAAGGGGGGGAAGCUGAGCGACCUGCCCCCUCCGCCCCCCUCCUCCAACCCGGACUACGUGCAGUGCCCCCACUGCGGCCGCAGGUUCAACGAAUCGGCGGCCGAGAGGCACAUCCCCAAGUGCGCCAACUACCAAUACAACAAACCCAAUGCCCCUGCUGCCAAGCCCAAGCCGCCUGCCAGAAGAUAAAGUUACAACUCUUUUUUUUUUACCUCUAUAACUAUAAAAAUAAUAUAGCUUUAAAAAAUUUAAUGCUAUGUUA